CAACUAGUUGGUGCUCGUCUCUCCGAGAAGGACGUUCCUUGUGUUUUAAGCAGUCUAGCAGCUAUAAUCAAAUCACAAUCAUGGGUCCGAGGAAAUUUUUCGUAGGUGGAAAUUGGAAGAUGAAUGGCGAUAAGAAAAGCCUGGGCGAACUUAUCAAUACAAUGAACAGCGCAAAACUCCAUGCUGAAACCGAGGUGGUGUGUGGUGCCCCUACGAUCUACCUCGACUUUGCCAGGUCCAAGCUGGAUCCCAAGAUUGGAGUUGCUGCACAGAACUGCUAUAAAGUUGCCAAGGGCGCCUUCACCGGAGAGAUCAGCCCUGCGAUGAUCAAGGACUGUGGGGUGCACUGGGUUAUCCUGGGCCACUCUGAGAGGCGCCAUGUUUUUGGGGAAAGCGAUGAGCUCAUUGGCCAGAAGGUGGCUCAUGCUCUGGAGUCUGGUCUGGGUGUGAUUGCCUGCAUCGGGGAGAAGCUGGACGAGAGGGAGGCUGGCAUCACCGAGAAGGUCGUCUUUGCGCAGACCAAGGUCAUCGCAGACAACGUGAAGGACUGGAGCAAAGUUGUCCUCGCUUAUGAGCCUGUCUGGGCCAUUGGUACCGGCAAGACUGCCUCUCCCCAACAGGCCCAGGAGGUUCAUGAGAAGCUCAGGCACUGGAUGAAGGACAAUGUCUCUGAGGCGGUGGCCAACUCUGUCAGAAUCAUCUACGGAGGUUCAGUGACUGGUGCCACUGCCAAGGAGCUCGGCUCCCAGAAAGACGUGGAUGGCUUCCUGGUGGGCGGAGCAUCUCUGAAACCAGAGUUCGUUGACAUCAUCAACGCUCAUGCAUAAAAGGGAAGCAACGUGAGCCUGUGAGGUCAACUGACCCAGUCACAGACCAGUACAGCACUUAGACCCCCCCCCAUCCUUGUCUUUCCAGUGUUUAUGUGAUGUCACUGCUUCUGUUUCCUUUUUUUCCUUUACUGUUUAAAGGGACAGAUUGACACGCGCUGUACUGCAUUUCAGUUCACGUACUGCAAACGCAGCGAGUGCGCGAACCCGUAUGUCACUGUUAAAACAAGCACUGAAUUGAUGAAACGCCCUGGACAAACGGGCAUGUCCGUACCUUGUGUGCACACUUUCAGUUUUCGGGUGGUCAAUCAGAUUGAGUGUCCUUUCAAUACGUAGGUGGCUUUUUGUGUAGUUGAUGUUUUGUUGCUAAACCUUCCCUUUAGAAUUGCAUGUCCUGCUUUCUCAUUGGCUGGUAUGCCACAGGGGAGUGUUCCUCACCAGGUGUCAAUCAUGUCUUGGCCAAUAAUUGUUAGAGGGAAAGUGUGUAGGAUAAAGACCAUUUUAAUAAACUGUAAGAAACUAAA
Anguilla rostrata (American eel) is the source of this 1351-nucleotide messenger RNA. It is a transcript of the gene tpi1b, whose product is annotated as triosephosphate isomerase 1b. NCBI's taxonomy places the organism in Eukaryota, Metazoa, Chordata, Actinopteri, Anguilliformes, Anguillidae. The record is from RefSeq and is a predicted model, not a curated record. Gene Ontology annotation, cellular component: cytosol. The coding region runs from base 81 to 827 and encodes 248 amino acids. Gene Ontology annotation, molecular function: triose-phosphate isomerase activity. The transcript is spliced from 7 exons. Gene Ontology annotation, biological process: glyceraldehyde-3-phosphate biosynthetic process; glycerol catabolic process; gluconeogenesis.